GACUAGUCGGAGUGCGAUGGAGAUGUCAAGGGUGUUGGUGAUGUUGGUCCUGGCCGGGGUCGGACCUUGCAGAGGUCAGGACGGAGAGUCCUUGGCCACCAGCUUCUUAUCAGGUUUGCUAGACACCAUAACAAGCACAGCGGACAGCAAGGAUUGUCCUGGAGUGUGUGUUCACACCCUGGCCACACUCAUAUGCUACGAGGUGUUGGAGGAUGUAGCGUGUCCAUCACCGUCCAUGCGGUGCUGCAUAGAGUCUCCCCCCGCCAAUGCUACUAAGGCUCCAUCAGCACCACCCCCCGCUCAGCAAACACCGUCACCUCUACCUUCCUCCACCUCUCAGACUCCAGAUCCAGGGUUAACUAAGCCAGAAGCGGCUCCCUUGACAAAAAAUAAGGACGAUGCAGGUAAAAACUACACUGCGUGUCCGGGCGUGUGUGUUGCUGAGAGGAUAGCAGACUACUGUGAGGCAGUGCUGAACGUUGCGUCCCUGUGCAAGCAAGGGCUAAGGUGCUGUGUCUCUCGUGACUCCUACGGUGAGGACGCUCCUCCAAGCCUGGUCAUCAUGGACCGCAACGCAACCAAGUCAGCAGCAACGACCACCACCACCACAGUGGCACCCACCCAGCGGCCCCCCGCACCAGCACUGAGACCCUGCCGCGGCGAGUGUGUCAGCGGACUGUACGCACUCUUCUGUGACGACAUCGACACACAGGCUCACUGUCCCGGGGAUGACAGCUGUUGUAUAACUCUACCUGCCAGUACUGAGCCACCCCCUCGCCCUCGUCCUGCCACUACUACCCCCACAACUACCACCCCCCGCCCCACAGCCUCCACGCCUGCCCUGCCCAAGUGUCCUGGCUUCUGCUUGCUGAACAUCAUGGCAGCGUUCUGUGAAAGGCCAUCAGUCUUGAUACCUCACACUUGGAACUGCAAGCGAGGCUCAGUCUGCUGUGACAACACCAGACAACCUACGACGUCCAAGCCAAAACCAACCACCACCACGACGACAACCACUCCCGCACCACCUGACGCUAGGCCUGACUGUCCUGGCUCAUGCAUUGUGUCCUACUUAUCAUUCACUUGCUUCAGAAAUGCUGAGAUGACAGAGUUAUUCAAAUGUCGCAAGUCAGGCACUCAGUGUUGUGCCCCCAAGUCUGUUAUACGAGAGUUGGUGGAGCAGAAGAAUGGAGGUGGCGCGGGCGGGCCAACUGCCUCUAGAAACGACAGCAUUGCAGCUCAAUACCAGCCUCACUACGCCCCCCAACACUCACAAGUUACGAUAACAACCAGUACAGUGCGGCCGCCAGUCUACAGCAAGUACGUGUGUGGAGUGAAGGGGACGGCACGAGGAGGUCGCGUGGUUGGAGGGGAAGAUGCAGACCCUGCCGAGUGGUGUUGGCAAGCGGCUCUUAUCAACUCACUCAAUCAGUAUCUGUGUGGCGGAGCACUCAUCGGCACUCAGUGGGUCCUCACAGCGGCUCAUUGUGUCACAAACAUAGUGAGGUCGGGUGAUGCCAUAUAUGUGAGGGUGGGUGAUCACGACCUGACUCGCAAGUACGGCAGUCCUGGUGCUCAGACACUCAGGGUCGCCACUACAUACAUCCACCACAACCACAACAGCCAGACGCUGGACAACGACAUCGCGCUGCUCAAGCUGCAUGGACAGGCGGAGUUGAGGGACGGAGUGUGCCUUGUGUGUCUGCCUGCCAGGGGCGUAUCUCACACUGCGGGCAAACGCUGCACUGUCACAGGCUACGGCUACAUGGGCGAAGCCGGUCCUAUACCGCUGAGAGUACGUGAAGCCGAAAUACCGAUUGUAAGUGACGCUGAGUGUAUUAGGAAAAUCAACGCUGUGACAGAGAAAAUAUUCAUUCUGCCUGCAAGCAGCUUCUGUGCAGGCGGAGAGGAGGGGAAUGAUGCAUGUCAGGGUGAUGGCGGCGGGCCCCUAGUGUGUCAAGACGAUGGUUUCUACGAGCUCGCUGGACUGGUGUCGUGGGGUUUCGGCUGUGGCAGAGUUGACGUGCCAGGAGUUUACGUUAAAGUGUCGUCGUUCAUCGGAUGGAUCAAUCAAAUUAUCAGUGUGAACAACUUGUGAAAAGCAAAACACUUUUGAUGUCCAAGACAUCUUUCGUGACUUGAAAAGCUUUAAAUGCCAACUAUACCUCUAAAAACCACAUAAAGAGCAAGGAGAAUGAGUUUUAUUGAGCUUUUGAAAGGAUCUCAACAAAUUAUAAAAUGAUGCGAGGAAAGAAAAGUAAUAUUGUUACAACCACUCUAAGGAUGGUUCAGAUAAAAAACCCUAUAUCCAAAUUAGUUUAAAAUAAAAACGGGCUAAAAUAGUGUUUUUCAUAAAAGCUUUUUAUGGCGGGGAAGU
Macrosteles quadrilineatus (aster leafhopper) is the source of this 2374-nucleotide messenger RNA. RefSeq names its product protein masquerade (gene mas). NCBI's taxonomy places the organism in Eukaryota, Metazoa, Arthropoda, Insecta, Hemiptera, Cicadellidae. Gene Ontology annotation, molecular function: serine-type endopeptidase activity. Bases 17 to 2095 code for a protein of 692 amino acids. The record is from RefSeq and is a predicted model, not a curated record. The transcript has 10 exons. Gene Ontology annotation, biological process: proteolysis.